Messenger RNA from Morone saxatilis (striped sea-bass), 2456 nucleotides. RefSeq names its product carbonyl reductase 4 (gene cbr4). Gene Ontology annotation, biological process: fatty acid biosynthetic process. Lineage: Eukaryota; Metazoa; Chordata; Actinopteri; Moronidae. The coding region runs from base 178 to 894 and encodes 238 amino acids. The record is from RefSeq and is a predicted model, not a curated record. Gene Ontology annotation, molecular function: quinone binding; oxidoreductase activity, acting on the CH-OH group of donors, NAD or NADP as acceptor. The transcript is spliced from 7 exons.
ACACCGAGAAGAAACAUGGCGACGUCCAUCAGCCUCCGUACUGCUUAUAUUCAGUGUUUUUUCUAACCAGUAAACUUAUUUAAAGAGGAACAAGUCCUGUCCGACGGAAAAUUACAAUACAUAAGUGGUGGAAAGAAAGUGCAUCCAGUACUGCACUUGAGGACAACUUUUAGUGUCAUGUCCAGGCUGGCAGUGGUGUGUGGAGGCUCCAGGGGCAUUGGGAAGGCCGUGUCCCGCCUUCUGGCAGAGAGGGGCUGCCGGCUGGCCGUUGUCUCCAGGAAUGAAGAUGCUGCCCGAGCCACUGUGGCAUCUUUACACGGAGCCAACCACGUGGCUCUCAGCUGCGAUGUCUCUAAAGAGCAGGAGGUGCAGAAAACCUUUGAGACGAUCCAGAAGACCUGUGGAAACAUCUCUUAUCUUGUGAAUGCAGCUGGCAUCAACAGGGACGCUCUGUUACUAAGAACCAAGCCGGAGGACAUGGUGGCUCUGCUCCACACCAACCUGCUGGGCACCAUGCUGACCUGCAGGGCGGCACUGCGCAGCAUGCUGCACACUGAGGGAGCUGCCAUUGUUAAUAUAGGCUCUGUUGUGGGUAUGAGAGGGAACGCUGGCCAGUGUGUCUAUAGUGCCAGUAAAGCCGGUCUAGAAGGUUUCACACGCUCUUUGGCUAAAGAAGUCGCCUCACGCAAUAUCAGAGUGAACCUGCUGGCUCCAGGUUUCAUCCACACUGACAUGACUGCAGGGCUGAAGGAGGAGGACGGGGUGCGCUCUAUCCCACUGGGGAGAUUUGGCGAGCCAGAAGAAGUAGCCCUGGGGGUCCUCUUCCUUUUGGAGUCUUCCUACAUCACAGGGCAGGUGCUGGUGGUGGAUGGAGGGCUGCAGUUGGCCAUGUAGAGAAUGGGGCCUUCCUCUGGAGUCGCCUCAGCACUCAAAACAACGGUAGUGAGGCAGGUGAAAGCCUCACUCUGCCUUUUCUUGAAAAUUGUAUGUCUUGGUUAAGGCACGGUUGGAGACUUUCUAGGACAUGUUUCAAGAACAAGAUGAAGGGACGGAACAAAGUUUUUGCACAGGCUGUAAAAAGGCAGUUACUUUCAGAGGAUCACUGUCCUACUGCUCUCUGUCUGCUUCUGCUGAGUCACUCUGUCCAGCCACAGUAGGCGUGGCCUGAUGUGUCUGUGUUUGUGUGUGUGUGUGACACUCGAUCAUGACUAACACUGCUGACUCCAGAGUGUCUGGCCCAGUCCAGACCUCCGUGCCCUGAGGUCCUAAAUUUGAUCAGUAGAUUGAAAGCUGUUGGUCUUUUUCCAUGACUGUAAAGCGCCCCCUCAUGUUUUGUUCCCCACCUCCCCCAGGCGACCCCCUUACAGCCAGCCCAUGUUUCCCCUCCACCAGCGGCCCCCUGAGCCCACCACCUCUGGAGGGGCCUGUCGAGGGGCCAGACAUGUUGGGCUGCAGCUGGAGGAAAUUAGAGGUAGUGGUGGAGGUGGGGGGGGUAUUUUUAGCUCUGGGAAUGUUUUGAGUGUCUGGUUACAGCUCUGGACCUGUAGUGUGGAUGGAUGGGGUUGGAGGUGACUGUCAUGCUCAGUGAUGAGAUUUGAAAUGCUGCGUCGCUUGUUCCUGUCAUUGAAACACGCUGUUAAGUGUCAUAACCGUGACUUAAAGUGAGAAACUUUGAUAGUGUUUUAUGUACACUUGUGUCCUAAAUGUUGUAUUUUCUAUGAAAGGAUUAGCUUAUGUUGUACUCAAUACACCAUACAAUGGUAUUUCCACUGUGACUAAUAGUGUGUUUUCUGGCAUUCUCUUAUUGUUUUAAGAAGAGCCUGCCAGUUUUUAAAAACAUCUCACGCUGUCUCUGAAGAGUUUGAUUUUUAUUAACUUUCAUAACCUAAAAUAAUAUCAGGAGAACAAUCCAUAUACAGGCAUUGAUUGGCAUAGAAAUGUGCAAACACAGUAACUGUCAGCUGAUGCAAGCUCUGAACAGAUGCAGAAAAAGAUGUCCACUUUGUAUAGUAUUACAUAGGUGAUGAAAAUAGUAGAUAUAAAUAUACCUUGCCUUUCACUUUCCACCUGCUGAGUGUUUUCUACUGCUGAAUACUGGAAAAAAAAAGCUGUGUUUUUAUACAUCCUGGAAAAAGUUGUUUGGCACUGUACAAGUGUCCAAAAAUAACAUGCAAAGAAAUUGUUUGCAUUAAGCCUAAAAGUGAUUUAAGGCAGUAAAUAUAUUUAUAAAACUUCAUGAUACAGAAAAGAUUGUCUUAUCAAUGAACGAAAGGUUGCUGAUAUAAUUUAUGUCAAGAUUGAUGGGAAAGCAAGGGGUUUUUUUUUUUCUCAUACAAAAAUAAAAUGGACAAUCUGUGACGUGUGUGACGAAUACACUGAAACUUUUCACAGCACCCUCUCGAGUGAGAACAUUUCAAUUCACACUUGUAGAUAAACCAUUGAAGAAGGAAAAAAAA